This is a messenger RNA of Meloidogyne enterolobii, 404 nucleotides long. The record is from the annotation of a GenBank genome assembly. NCBI's taxonomy places the organism in Eukaryota, Metazoa, Nematoda, Chromadorea, Rhabditida, Meloidogynidae.
UUGUGAACGGCACAAGGAUGAUUGUAAAAGGAUUAGGGGAUGAUAUUUUGAAGGUUGAGGUUGUAACCGGUUCUGUGGCUGGAUCCGGAAAUAUUAUUUGCCUUUCACGUGUUUGGUGCGAUUAUGAAGACAAUAGACCAGAUGGAGUUAAGUUCAGACGGUUGCAGUUUCCUGUUCGUCUUGCAUAUGCAAUGACGAUCAUGAAGGCCCAAGGCCAGACUGCAACGCGAGUUGGACUCGACCUCACACAUCAAGUGUUUGGUCAUGGUAAUUUAUAUACAGCUCUUUCGAGAGUUCGUACAGGUGAUAUGUUUAAAGUUUUCGCGCCACAUGUGAAUGAAAAGGAAAAGACUAAGAAUAAAAUGAUAAAAAAUGUAGUCGCCGAUGGCUUAGAAUUCUUCUAA